Messenger RNA from Tripterygium wilfordii, 1696 nucleotides. RefSeq lists its product as uncharacterized. The coding region runs from base 128 to 1432 and encodes 434 amino acids. The transcript is spliced from 4 exons. The record is from RefSeq and is a predicted model, not a curated record. Lineage: Eukaryota; Viridiplantae; Streptophyta; Magnoliopsida; Celastrales; Celastraceae.
AUUUAUUUUUUUAUCCAAAUCUGGCUGUUUUCUUCCUUUCUAUUUUCCACAGCUUAAGAUCCCAUUGUCCGUCUGUCUCCACUCUAAAUUUGUACAAAACCCUACUUCAGAUUUGCCGUAUCUUUCAAUGUCAGUUUCUCACCAGCAAACAGAGACCAACAACUCCACAAGACAAAUCCCCCUCAUAGAACCAGUCCCAGUGGACGAAAAGGACCCGCACUUGUCUAAAUGUCUCAAUCGAUUAGAGACCUUUCUCAGGCUUUUUGGCUUCUGCCAGGACUCAUGUUUGAGCUUCUCUCUCUCAUGGAUUUUAUUUUUGGUUAUGGGUGUUGCUGUACCUGUCUUCAUAAUCCACUUCGCUUACUGUUCCAACUGUGAAAAGUACGAGAUCAAGAGAUUUGAGCUUGAGAUCUUGGCGUUUCAGUGUUUAGCUGCUGCAGUUUCUCUUAUCUGCAUUUCGCACAAUCUGCGCAAGUAUGGUGUCCGGAGGUUCCUGUUUGUGGACCGCUGUCAUGGUCACAUGGCGCAGUUCCGAGAAGAAUACGCAAAUAAUAUUCAUGGUUUCUUCCGCUUAUUGGCAAUGUGGGUAUUGCCAUGCUUCCUGGUGAAGGUCAUCCGUGAAGUAGCUUGUACCCUACUAACGCACCCUGAUUUGCGGUGGCAAGCGGUGACUGUGCCAAUUGGUCUUAUUGCAUCAUGGGCUUAUUCAACCACAGUAUUUUUGUCUGGCUGUGCUCUGUUCAAUCUGGUAUGCAAUUUGCAAGUGAUACACUUUCAAAGUUAUGGGAAUCUCUUGGAAAGGGACUUGGAUGUUUCGGUGUACAUUGAGGAGCACAUCCAUUUGACACAUUAUCUAUCGAAGAUAAGCCACAGGUUUCGAAUAUAUCUCGUUCUAGGGCUCUUGCUUGUCACAGCCAGCCAGUUUAUGGCUCUAGUGGAAACCACAGGAAACCGCCGUAUCAUCACUUUUGUCAAUGCUGUUGAUUUUGCUGUCUCCUCUCUGACUGAGCUUGUUGGGAUAAUAAUAUGCCUGCAUGCAGCAGCAAAGAUCACGAGUCGAGCUCAAGCUAUAGCAGCAAUUGUUACCAAAUGGAAUGCUAUCGUAACAUGCAAUGCGAAUGAUACUUCUCAGGUGGGACUAACUAAUAGUUCUGGGAACUUGGAUCCUGAUCCUUCAUUACCCAUAAUGUAUGCAGAAAGUGACUUGGAGGCAGUUGAUUAUGUUCCAAUGCCCACAGACACCCAGUUAGCGUCUUAUAUGUCUCUUUACCAGAAGAGGCAAGCUUUUGUAUCAUAUAUACAGUCCAACCCCGGUGGUUUCACGGUUUUUGGGUGGGUAAUGGAUCGGGCACUCAUCAACACGGUCUUCUUUGUUCAGAUGUCUCUGGUUCUUUUUGUUCUUGGAAAGACCAUAACCAUCACCAUCAAGUGACAUUUCAUGAUACCUUUGGCUUCCCUGAUGCCUGAUUUUUAGAAAGGAAGAAGAAUGGUCAAGCAUACUAGUCAGAGUGCUAUUGUUGGUUAUUUUGCUUGCUUCAUUUCAUACUUUAACACACUGUUUGUUCAUGGAUUGGCUUCUUGGAUUCUGAGUGUACCGAUGUCGUUGAGUUUGUUCCCCCCAGUAUAAAGAAAGGAUCACAGUAUGUACCUUUUUAUCUUAUUUGUUUGUAAUCUGAUUAUGAUUUGGAGCUGUUAA